AUGUUCAAGGAGAUAGUUGAUGCCAUGAGGGAAGGGUUUGGGACGUGCCUUAAGGAGAUCAAGUAUCUGUCGGAAAUGGUGGAAGUUGUGGACAAAAAAGAACAUGUGUGCUUUGUUUAUAGUAGUGAAAGUGUUAAUGGGACGAACGCGGGAAGGAAGAGGUUGCCGGAGGAUAUAGGUCCAGAUAUACCCGCAGAUGAUAGUUCCUCGAAAGAUAAAGCUCCAGAACCGAGCCUUGUUCUAUUGGACAAAAAUCACUCUACUGUUUUGGAUUUACAGAAGGAGGAUGCUAAAUAUCAGGAUAAGAGGGAUGCUGCUUUGGCACUUUGCCGUGCAAAGAGUGAUCGAACAAGGAGAACUUGCUGCCUCACAGAAAUCUCCUUAUACGGCAAACCCCACGGCCAAAUCAUUAUAAAGCAGCUCAAGAUUAAAAACCACCAUAUUGAUGCUUGGAUUAAUGUGCUGAGGAAGAGAUUCAACUUCAAGGAUUUUACGGACUCGGAGCCCGAUCAGAACGGUUUAGGAAGAAGACUCCCUGGUGGGGCGUGGAACUAUUAUGCAGGCAUUAUACCAUUAUUUUGCCAAUCGAACAAGGUUUGGGGGACGGAUAUUGAUGAUAUCUAUGCGCCAGUGAACUACAAAGACAAUCAUUGGAUUGCUAUGUGGAUAUCGAUCCCUAAGAGGCACAUAGUCGUCUUUGACAGCAUUUGUUCCAGUAUCUCCCCAGAAGAACUCGAUGUGGUAAUGGAGCCUUUUCUCCACAUGGUCCCUUAUCUGCUUGUUGAGUGCGCUUCCUCACACGAACAACGUGCCCAAUACAGCCUGGAGCCAUUCACAUUUGAGAGACCGGACAAUAUACCUCCGGCCCGAGCUGGUGAUUGUGGCGUGUACACUCUAAAGUACAUUGAAUGUCAUGCUCUUGGGAUAGAGUUUACUAAAAAAGAAUUUGCUAAGUCCAACGGAAAGACUAUGAGGGACAAGAUGGCGUGGAUAUAUUUCAAGAGCUUCCUGACGCGCAUGAGUUCGUAA
Messenger RNA from Brassica rapa (field mustard), 1029 nucleotides. RefSeq lists its product as uncharacterized. Gene Ontology annotation, cellular component: nucleus. NCBI's taxonomy places the organism in Eukaryota, Viridiplantae, Streptophyta, Magnoliopsida, Brassicales, Brassicaceae. Gene Ontology annotation, molecular function: deSUMOylase activity. The record is from RefSeq and is a predicted model, not a curated record. Gene Ontology annotation, biological process: proteolysis; protein desumoylation.